Diospyros lotus (date-plum) is the source of this 1992-nucleotide messenger RNA. RefSeq lists its product as uncharacterized. The transcript has a single exon. NCBI's taxonomy places the organism in Eukaryota, Viridiplantae, Streptophyta, Magnoliopsida, Ericales, Ebenaceae. The record is from RefSeq and is a predicted model, not a curated record. The coding region runs from base 1 to 1992 and encodes 663 amino acids.
AUGGGCAGGGAUAAACAGAAAAGCAUAGAUGUGUUCUUUAAGAAGAAAGUAGCUUCUAAAAGUGAUGCUUCUAAGAAAUUAAUUUCUGAAAGUGAUGAACCUUCUAACGAGCCUCCAUCCAAGUGUCGUAGAAUUGAACAUACUGAUGACAUUAUUUUAGUCAACAAUAAAACUUUUGAACGUGAUCCAAGCAAGCAUAAGCCAAUGUGGGAAUAUUUAGCUAAUGAAGUUGAUAAAAUACGAAGAGUUUAUUUAAUAGCUAGGUCAUAUCAACCUUAUCUCUCUAAAUCUAGUUAUCCAUUUUCAAAGGAAAAGCAUCCCCGACGUUUUCAAUCUUCUUGGUUAAAAGAAUUUUCUUCACGGCUUGAGUAUUCACCUCAUAUAGAUGCUGCUUCUUGUUUACCAUGUUAUCUUUGCACUACAAAGUCAGGUGGGCGACAUGGUUGGGAUGCAUUCACAAUCAAAGGUUUUAAUAGUUGGAAGAUAGCUCAUAAUGGAAAGGAUUGUGCUUUUUUAAGUCACAUGGGAGAUGAUCCUUGUUCACAACAUACUAGUGCAGUAAAAUCAUGUGCAGACUUAAUGAACCAGUCUUGCCAUAUUGAUAAAGUUAUGCAUGCACAAAGCUCCCAACAAAUUGAAAAAAAUAGGCUGCGUGUUAAGACUUCCAUUGAUGUUGCUCGUUGGCUUGCUUUUCAAGGAUGUGCUUUUAGAGGGCAUGAUGAAACUAUUGAUUCAAGAAAUAGUGGUAAUUUUCGUGAAAUGAUUAAACUUUUGGCAUCUUACAAUGAAAAAGUUGGAGAUAUUGUUCAAAGAAAUGCUCCAUUGACAGCUAAGUAUACUUCACCUCAAAUACAAAAGGAGAUUUUACAUGUUCUAGCAAACAAAGUGCGAAAUCAAAUUUGCAAAGAUAUUGGGGACUCUAAGUUUUGUAUUAUUGUUGAUGAAGCACGUGAUGAGUCCAAAAAGGAACAAAUGGCUCUUGUCUUGAGAUUUGCUGACAAAGAUGGUUUCAUAAAAGAGAGAUUUUUUUAUCUUUAUCAUGUUCGAGACACAUCAUCUAUGACACUUAAAGAUGCUAUUAGUGAAAUACUCUCUCAUCAUUGCCUUGAUAUUCAAAAUAUCCGUGGCCAAGGAUAUGAUGGUGCUAGUAACAUGCAUGGUGAAUGGAAUGGAUUGCAAGCAUUAUUUCAUAAUGAAUGUCCUUAUGCUUAUUAUGUGCAUUAUUUUGCUCAUCGGUUACAAUUAGCCUUGGUUGCUGCCUCUAAGGAAGUUCCUUCUAUUUAUCAAUUCUUUCAGAAUUUGAAUUUUAUUAUUAAUAUUAUCACUGUUUCUUCUAAGCGUCAUGAUCAAUUUCAAACUACCCAAAUAUUUGAAUUUGAACACUUGCAAGCAAUUGGUGAGCUUGAAACUGGUAGAGGUUCUAACCAAGUAGGCACACUAAAGCGAGCUAGUGAUACUAGAUGGGGUUCUCAUUUUUAUUCUAUAUGCAGUUUUCUACGACGGUAUAAUGAAUCUUGUUUAGUGCUUGAAAAAAUUUGUAGUGAAGGCUCAAAUUACUCUCAAAGAGGAGAUGCUAUUGCAGCUUAUAAGAUGAUAACUUCUUUUGAGUUUACUUUUAAUUUACAUUUGAUGAAGGAGAUCAUGGGCACAACUGAAAUUCUUUGUCAAGCAUUACAACAAAAGUCUCAAGAUAUUUUGAAUGCUAUGCAGUUGGUUUCAAGUACAAAGGAACUUAUUAAAAAAUUGCGAGAUGAUGGUUGGAAAAAAAUGCUUGAAAAUGUUGUUGAUUUCUCAAGACUUCAUGAAAUAGAUGUUCCAGAUUUUGAUGCUCAAUAUAUUGAAGGCCGUGGUCGUCCACAACAUAAUCAAUUAACUAUUGAGCAUCAUUAUCAUUUUGAUAUCUUCAAUUCAACCAUUAACUUCCAAUUACAAGAGUUAGAUAGUAGGUUUAAUGAGCAAACAAUGGAACUUUUGUCGCUUAGCUCUACAUGA